AUGGGAAUUUGCCUGGGUAUUUCUUUAAUUGUUAAACAAGAUUAUAACGCAUACGAUCAACUCGUUCGUUAUAAAUGGUGGUGGAAAGAGGGCUACAUGUCUUCUACUGGUCGCUGCUUUGAUAUCGGCUCUGCAACAAAUAAAUCGUUAACUGAAUUUAUCCGCAGACAAAACCUGUUCAUCGAAAAAUAUAAUAUACCGCCAGAAGAUAUUGAUACACUGAGUGACGAACAAAUACAACUGUUUAAUAAAGAAUGGCCAAUGAACUGUAGUGAACCAGAUGCGGCUGGUAAUGGUGCACUAAUGCGUUUGGCACCACUUCCGUUAUUUUUCUGUCGAUCGCCACAAGAUGCAAUAUACAAUGCUGGAAAAAGUGCAUUAUUGACACACGGAGAUGUGCGUUCAGCAGAUGCGUGCCGCUAUUACGCUGCAUUGAUAGUGUCGGCUGCUUUAAACGCUACGAAAAAAGACCUAUUAGAAGAUGAUUUCUAUCAAAAAUGUUGUAAAAAAGGGUGGUUUAGAGAUAAACCAUUGCAUAAAGAAAUCGAAGAAAUAGCACAAGGUUCUUAUAAAAAGCAAGGUGGUUAUGACGAUGGUAUUCGCGGCAAAGGAUAUGUUGUUAAAGCGUUAGAAGCAGCAUUAUGGGCAUUUUGGAGUGAUGAGAAUUCGUUUGAAAUAGGCGCUUUACAUGCCGUUAAUCUGGGGGACGAUACGGACACUACUGCCGCCAUAUAUGGACAAUUAGCGGGCGUUGUAUAUGGUAUCGAUAAAAUUCCAGAAAAAUGGAUAAAAAAGUUGUACGCAAAAGAUUUUUUGAACUGUCUUGCUGAAUGGUUGAAUUACGCAGGAAGCGAAUGGUAUGAACCUAAAAUACAGAAUUCAAAAUUAUGA
Molecule: messenger RNA, 891 nt
Organism: Didymodactylos carnosus
Lineage: Eukaryota; Metazoa; Rotifera; Eurotatoria; Philodinida; Philodinidae
Source: the annotation of a GenBank genome assembly